AUGUGUGCAGAUGUAGUAGGAGACAGGGUAUAUCUUAAGGUGUGGCCAAUGAAAGGAGUGGUCCAUUUUGGUGAAAGAGGGAAGCUAAGUCCUCGGUAUGUAGGACCCUAUGAAAUGAUAGAAUGGACUAGGCGUGUGGCUUAUCGUCUGGAUCUACUAGCAGAAAUGCAGGGCAUACAUGGCCUAUUUCAUGUAUCUUCUCUGAAAAAGAGAUUCAAAGAACGACGACUAGUAAUAAUGGAGCCAAGCAGUAUUAAGUUCCAGUCGAACCUAUCUUAUGAGGAGUGGCCUGUGCAGAUUGUAGAUCGGAAGGAACAAGAGUUGAGGAUUCGGAAGAUACCUCUGGUCAAGGUACCUUGGAACAAUAUGAACUUCCAAGAAGCCACCUGGAAAAGAGAGGACUCGUUGAAGACUAAAUACCUUCAUUUAUUUGUAUCUUAG
Juglans regia (Persian walnut) is the source of this 441-nucleotide messenger RNA. RefSeq lists its product as uncharacterized. Bases 1 to 441 code for a protein of 146 amino acids. The transcript has a single exon. NCBI's taxonomy places the organism in Eukaryota, Viridiplantae, Streptophyta, Magnoliopsida, Fagales, Juglandaceae. The record is from RefSeq and is a predicted model, not a curated record.